Molecule: messenger RNA, 558 nt
Organism: Carya illinoinensis
Lineage: Eukaryota; Viridiplantae; Streptophyta; Magnoliopsida; Fagales; Juglandaceae
Exons: 1
Coding region: 1-558 (185 amino acids)
Molecular function (GO): enzyme inhibitor activity
Source: RefSeq, a predicted model, not a curated record
AUGGGCAUAAAAAAUGUUGUUUCUCUUCCUCUCCGCCUCCCUAUAAUCUCAAUUGUUCUAUUUUGUGUUUUGAUUUCAACCCAACAUUGUGUAGCGGCAACUGCAAACCAGAAUGGCGAGUCGCUGAUAAACAAAACAUGCAAACAGACACAAUUUCCGGAUGUUUGCAGCUCAACUUUGGAGUCAGAUCCUCGGAGCUCAAAUGCAGUAGAUGUGAGGGGACUAUCCAGGAUAGGUUUGGAGCUGGUGUUUACAAAAGGUGAAGAAACAGUAAAGGUUGCCCACGACCUGGCGAUGCAGAGAGGUAUUAGUUAUGACACUUGGGCACGCCGGUUGGGAUGCAUGAUGUCCUAUAAUUUGAGCAUCCAUAAUGUUAAGGAGAAGGGUCUCCCCAAUUUUGACGCCAGGAGGUAUAAGGAUGCUUAUCAAAUUCUGGAAAAUGCUUGGACGGAAAUAAAUUAUUGCAGUACGCUUAACGUGCCAGAGCUUGCUGAAAGGAAUACGAUGAUGACAAAGUUUCUCACUGCUUUGAAGACCAUUCUCCAUCUCCUCUUCUAA